This is a messenger RNA of Dracunculus medinensis (Guinea worm), 939 nucleotides long. Lineage: Eukaryota; Metazoa; Nematoda; Chromadorea; Rhabditida; Dracunculidae. The record is from the annotation of a GenBank genome assembly.
AUGCUACUUACUAAUCAACGGCCUCAAUCCUACCAACCUCGAGUAAUAACAUCUCAGCCAAGUCCGGUUGGCAGAGCAAAUGGAAGUAAACAUCAAAAUUAUUUUUCUGAACGAAGACAUAAUCUUCCUUAUCGUUCUCGCUCAUUAGAUACGGAGCAAAGAUAUAUUGACGACGAUUUUAAUUACGAUGAUGAUGAUGACUGGAGACACAUCAAAAACGUCGUGCAAAAUACUACAAAACGUGUUUACAACUACCAGCCCUAUAUUAGUUCACAAGCAACAGGAGUUAGACCACGAGUUUAUUUAAAUGAAUUUUAUUAUCGCCAAAAUAAACCAUCACCACGUUUUGUUGAUGAAAGUGAAUGGUAUGCUUUGGAUCGAUCAAUUCAAAAUUAUCGUGAUGAAAUGAAAGUAAAACCAAAAUAUUUUAGCCCAAAUAGAACAUCAGGAUCAUCGCCGAAAUCAGAUGCAUUUUUUAAGCGACCCUUACGGGUCACAUCGUUUUUAGAUCGAGGUCGAACUGUAAUGAGGCCCUUGACACCGGUGAUUCGACUGUCCGAUAAGCGAAAGGAUAAUUUGAUUCGUCGACAUUCUGUUGACUAUAUUCCUAGUAGUAUGGAGUAUAGAAGAAUAAAUCAAGGAGAAAUCGUUGCUGAUGGACGAAAUUCGUAUUAUCCAAGAUGUUACGAUGCGCGUGUUCAUACUGGUAAUAUGGAUAAUAUCUACUAUCAGCAGGAAAAUGCAUCACGAUCACCAAGAACAAUAGAUGCUUUCAAAAAUGAACGAAGCAUUUUUAACAGACAGUAUGGUGAACAAAGAUUCUACAAAAUACACUGUUGUUGUUUUAGUUUUCGUUGGCCACCAUGUGUAUUUGAAGAAGUUGCUCCACCACAACCAAUUUCAUUUAAUAUUUUAGUAGCGAUUAAAUUUUUUUUUUAA